AUGAAUAUAAAAAUAGCCUUCAUCGCUACCUUAUUCCUUGCUUUCGCACUGGCAGAAGACAAUGAGCUGGGAAUUGUACAAGAAAAUGAAAUUGAAGAGGCUUUGAAAGACAUCAAUUUAGAUGAAGACUUGCAGCUCUUAGAUCAUGAAGAUGAUGAAAUGGAGGAUAAUAUUGAGAGAUUAGCGGCUAUGAAAAAGAAAUCUAAGAAGGCUUGGUGGAUAUUUUUUUUAAUCAUCGAAUCUUUAAAAUCGAUUUUAUAUUUGGGGCUAUACAUAUUCAAAUUGUAUAGCGGUUGUAUAUUGAUUAAUACCUUAUUUUUUUAUUUUAAUUAUGCGACAUUAACCCGCUCAAUCUACUUAAUGGAAUGUGUGGGUAUUACAGCGCGUAAGUGA
Messenger RNA from Trichoplax adhaerens, 393 nucleotides. RefSeq lists its product as uncharacterized. The record is from RefSeq and is a predicted model, not a curated record. NCBI's taxonomy places the organism in Eukaryota, Metazoa, Placozoa, Uniplacotomia, Trichoplacea, Trichoplacidae. Bases 1 to 393 code for a protein of 130 amino acids. The transcript is spliced from 4 exons.